Molecule: messenger RNA, 3201 nt
Organism: Penicillium brasilianum
Lineage: Eukaryota; Fungi; Ascomycota; Eurotiomycetes; Eurotiales; Aspergillaceae
Source: the annotation of a GenBank genome assembly
UUCGUCACAAUUAUUGUACUCUGCUUAGCUUCAGAUGAAUUGCCUUUCUUGAUCAAUCCUCCAUCCGCUUCGUAUAGAUGUUGGUCACGUGCAACUAGGUUGAGGGGCCCCCCAUUUACGCGAAUCGACAUUGCAAAUUCGAGGACCUGACACUCUCUCUUAAGGCGGCUUGCAAUUUUGAGAAAGCAGGUCGUAUCGGUACUUCCCCCUGGCGCUUGUCUCGCUACGGCUACAUUUCUUCGUAGCCGACCACAUUGUUGUGUGACUUCUGCGCGAAGUCGCACAUCUACCUCGGCGGUCGGUGUUUGCACCCGCCGUUCUCCGUCUUGGUUGUUCCCCAGUGAAGCGUUUGAGAAAUCAACCUGUGGACACCGCGAUAAACAUCUCAAGCAGAGGAGCCAAGGCUGUCGGUCGAAAAUAAGCUUUGCGCAAAGUAUUUGUGUGAUCCUCUGGAAGUAUAACCUCGCAGAGUGGUCCGAUCAAUCCUUUAUUUAGUUCCUGCAGACAACAUAUCCGCCCGUGGCACACCGUGCCCGACGCAAAAUCGGUCUUUGUACGUGCCGUACCUCCGACAGGAAUUCGAUAUGGGGUCCGACUAUCCGGAGCCCCCCUCCCCUUACCCCCGCGAGUCGCACAGCGGCUUUGGUGUAUCUCCAGGCGAUCGGGAGCAUUUCAGUCUCGGGCCACACCCGGCCGGAACGACGAGCAAUUCCGAAGAGCCGCAUCUAGACGCCAAACGGCCCCGCGCUUGCGAGCCAUGUCGCCAACUCAAGGUCCGGUGUGACCCGGACCCAUCGCAUCCAGAUGGCUCAUGCAAGCGAUGCGCCAAAGCUGGGCGCGCAUGCGUUGUUACCGCGCCUACGCGGAAACGUCAGAAGAAGACGGAUAGCCGCGUCACGGAGCUGGAGCGCAAGAUUGAUGCCUUGACUGCGACCCUGCAAGCGUCACAUCGUGGUGCGUUUGGGCUGGAAUCGCCUUCCAAACAGGGGUCUUCUCACUCGCCCGAGAUUCCUGGUCGGCGGUGGCUGCGGGAUGAUCCGAAUUUGGCGGGGAACAAGCGCCAUCAUGAUGGGCUACUGGUAUCGCAGUAUCCUCGCCAGGAUAGCCCGUCUGCGGAGAAGUUACCUCCACAACAGUCAUCCUCUCGACAGUGGCGGGUUCCUUCGGCCGAUGAGACGGGGCCGGCGAAGACGGGGAAUGAAUUCGCUGAUGUGAUUGAUAGAGGUGUAGUGGAUGUCGACACUGCCCAGGCGGCAUUCGAGCGCUAUGUUACGAAGAUGGUACCGGAGAUGCCCAUGGUUGCCUUUCCACCAGGGACGACAAUGGGUUUCGUGCGUCGUGAGAGACCGGCCUUAUUCCUCGCUAUCCUCGCGGUCGCUAUCGGCCCGUUCAAGAACGAUAUACAACUCAAGCUUCUUGACGAUGUGUAUCGCAUAUGUGCAGAACGCGUGGUAGUCAAAGGCGAGAAGUCUCUCGAGCUAGUUCAGGCGUUUAUAGUGCUUGCGAUCUGGUAUAUGCCUCCGGACAACCUUGAAGAACUAAAGUUCUACCAACUCGUUCACUUCGCUGUGAUCCUGGCUAUGGAUCUUGGGCUCAAUCGGCGACAAGGGGGCGAGGACAGACCAUUUAGUCGAUUGCGUGAAGUGCUUCUCAAAAAGCCCUUGGGAUCAGCAUUUGACAUUAAUGGGCCCGAGGCGAAGCGUACUUGGGUUGGCUGUUAUUUCAUGGCGGUUCAGGUCUCUACGGCUUUGCGGCGAACCCACCUUGUCAGGUGGCAGCCAUACAUGGACGAGUGUCUGCAGACCUUGGAGAACCACCCCGAUGCUCUGCCCUCCGACAGGAAGAUUAUCUGGUGGGCCAAGCUUGGGCAGAUUAUCGAAGAGUCUAGCACACAACUUAUUACCAAUGAUCCUUUGUCCAUCAUCACUUUUGCAGACAGUAAAAUUCGGUAUGCGGUCAAGGGAUUUUCAAACCAGCUGGCCCAGUGGCGGAGGGAAAUCCCAGAGGAUGCUUAUAGCUUGACGUUGGCCCAUACUUACCAUGUCAUCAAUCUCUUUGUCCAUGAAAGUGCAAUGAGCGUUGAUUGCAGAGAAAGCUGUCUCCCAAAUUCGCCUAAUAAUGAUCUUCCAACCUCGGUGCUUGCCCCACUCAUCGAUGCAAUCAGUACCUGCAUUCAUUCAAUCCACCAAUCUCUAGACAUUAUCUGCAGCAUCGAGCCAGAACGUCUGAUUUGCUUGCCGACAGUGGCUCUCGCUCGAACGUCUUACCCGGUGGUCAGCUUGAUCAAGAUUUACUCGCUACUCGUCGCAUCAAAUACCCACAUUGGUCAGGUGAUUGAUAUGAAUAGUCUCAAGAUUGAAUACUACCUGGAAAAGGUCAUCACUCACUAUCGUGCAGCCGCUGCCCGCGAUGGUGGCAGGGCAGCGUCAAAAUUCGGAAACAUCAUCAUGAUGCUGCGCAAUUGGUUCCUCAAAAAAAGAGAAAAUGGACCAGCCUUGAGAGAGAUAUUUGGCACAGAAGUACAAUCAGACACACAGGGUGACAAACAAGCAAUGCAGCAAGGAACGACACCCCUUCACCUACUAAGCGAAGUUGCCAUGGGCGAUCCAGCCAAUCGUGCCCCCUCGUCAGCAUCCCAAUCUCGCUCCGACCAAGAAAGGGUCUACACACCAUCAACAUACAGACAAAACGCCUGCCCUACACCCUUCGGGCCAAUAAACCCACCAACCUCACUCACCCGCAUGCCCUCAAAAUCAGAUCAAACACCAUCAACAACAUCCUGGACCCCCACACCCUCCUUCUCUCCUUCUAUUCAUGGAAACUCGGGUCCGGGGUAUUAUCCAUCGUUCGCAACGCCGGACCUAACGCAGGGGUACAACGGUCUUCAAUCGUCCACUGGGCCCAGUCAGCCUGGAUACCCGGAUAUGUCGAGUACGGGCAUGUCACUUCCUCAGCCGAUGGGCAUGGUACCGGAAUUGGACAUGAAUGUUGCGUUUGAUUCAGAUAAUCUGUUUGCGUUGGGGACUAUGAUGGACGAGGGGUUGUUUACGUUUCCGUUGGCUUUUGAUGCCGAUUUCCAGAUGUAGGGUGAUGUGUAGCGAGUCUUUUUGGGGUGUAUGGUGGUUAGCCAUGUUGAUAUUUGUUUUUAUACCCUGGUGUAGAUAAUUAUUGCUCAAAGACACAUCUAUUUUUGCCCUUGGA